This is a messenger RNA of Tricharina praecox, 1316 nucleotides long. RefSeq names its product S-adenosyl-L-methionine-dependent methyltransferase. The record is from RefSeq and is a predicted model, not a curated record. NCBI's taxonomy places the organism in Eukaryota, Fungi, Ascomycota, Pezizomycetes, Pezizales, Pyronemataceae. Gene Ontology annotation, molecular function: methyltransferase activity. The transcript is spliced from 12 exons. Bases 77 to 1051 code for a protein of 324 amino acids.
GUUAGACCUUUGGCUGCCCUUACGUUGUCUCGGCUUCAAACUACACAUCCGCCAAUCCAGCCGACCAACCGCCGCCAUGUCAAGCCAGGAGAGCGAGAUCGAAGUUGACCUUAGUUCCGACCCCGAAUACGCCUCGAGCUACCAUACUGAUACCACGAGCUUGUCGUCGUCCAUCAACGAAUACGUCUUCGAGAAUGGCCGCCGUUAUCACUCGUAUUUCGGAGUCGAAAAGAACUUGAUGCCGACGGAUGAGAAGGAACAAGAUCGGCUCGAUCUACACCACGAGAUCCUGAUCCGUCUGUUCGAUGGGAGACUCCACAAAGCUCCCCUCGAUCACCCGCAACGGAUCUUAGAUGUCGGGACCGGUACGGGUAUCUGGGCUAUCGAUAUGGCGGAUCAGUAUCCGAUGGCAGAGGUGGUGGGCAUGGAUCUUAGUCCCAUCCAGCCGAAAUGGGUCCCACCGAACUGCAAGUUUGAAGUCGACGAUGCCGAGAAGGACUGGGCGUACAAGAAGGAUUCCUUCGAUUUCAUCCACAUCCGGAAUCUUGCCCAAGGGAUCAGCAACUGGCCCAAAGUCCUCGACGAUGCCUACCACUGCCUGCAGCCUGGCGGCUACAUCGAGCUCUCCGACACCGGCGUAACCUUCCACUGCGACGACGGCACCAUGCUACCAGACAACACGGCCAAGUGCUGGGGCGAAGCGAUGACUGAAGCGAUGGCCAAGGCCGGCCGGCCACCACCCAGCGACGCUAGGCACCUCCGCGACCGCCUUACCGCGGCCGGUCUGGUCGACGUGCACUCAUACGCCAUCAAGCAACCGUUCGGCCCGUGGGCAAAAGACAAGCGUCUCAAGGAAGCCGGAAUCAUGAUCUGGAUCAUGGCCGAGGAGGGAUUCACCUCCUACGGCCUCGCCGCUUUCACCAGAAUGCUAGGAAUGGACUCCGAGGAGGCGGCGAAGCUCUGCAGAGAUGGGUACCAGGCUACUCGUGAGCGCAAAUCGCAUUUGUACACUGUGCAUUACGUGGCGUACGGAAGGAAGCCGGAGGAGUAAAUUGCUUGCUGCGAGGGCCGCCUUUCUUUAUUCGUUUGCUUUCUUGCGAUUCUUUGUGGCUAUAACAGAAAGCCACCUUCGGUGCUUAGGAUACCAAGUUUCAGAGAAAUUCCUUGUGACCACGCUCCGAAGGCCGAAUCCACAACCCAAACAUGACCGAUCAGACCUAAUAACUACCUGCAUAAGUGCCAGUGUGAAGAUUGAAGACUCGUGUUCGAUUCAUGGUGCCCAAGUCAAGCUAUGUAUCCGUAAUGUAGGACAGCCC